Molecule: messenger RNA, 2607 nt
Organism: Hansenula ciferrii
Lineage: Eukaryota; Fungi; Ascomycota; Saccharomycetes; Phaffomycetales; Wickerhamomycetaceae
Product: fungal specific transcription factor domain-containing protein
Exons: 1
Coding region: 1-2607 (868 amino acids)
Biological process (GO): DNA-templated transcription
Molecular function (GO): zinc ion binding; DNA binding
Source: RefSeq, a predicted model, not a curated record
AUGAAUUCUACACCAGAUACAGAUAAUUCGAACUCCAAUCUGAAGGAUUCUAUACCUAAUAAUUCAUAUUCAAGAUCAUCCUCUAGGUCGCCUUUUCAGCGAUCAAUUAUUCAACAAUUACCCCCUGUGAUACCACCUGUUCCCUCUAGAAUUCAACAGAGUUCAUCUCAACCAUUCAUUACAUCACCAAGUCCACAACUAUCCAAUCCACUACCACAACUACAACUACGGCCGCUCCAAUCUCAUCAGAAUCAAAAUCAAAAUGAACAGCAUUUCCAUCCUUUUGAUAGGUUAAGUGUAUCAAACUUAGUGAGUCCACAAAAUGUUAGUAGUGUGAAUACACCAAUUCCGGAUUCAGAUGAUGAUAUUAUUGAUUUCUAUAAAAAUAACUAUGGUGAGCCAACAAUGCUUGGUCAAGGUAUAUUUACAUGGGUUACUUUCCUGAAAAAAGAUCCAUAUGCAAGAGCUGUUGUUUUAUCAUCCAAAAAGGAUAAAGUUGUUUUCACUAAUAUGAAAAAUGGGAAAAAAAGUGCCUUUACUGAUAAAUUCUAUAAUGAGCUUGAUAUAAAUGAAAAUGAAGGUGGUUCUAAAAUCAUAACAAAUCAAAAAGCUAAGAAUAAAGACCUUUUAAACUCUCUCAAAAAGAUUUUAUCGGAUAGGAAAUUAGUUUGGAUUUUGAUUCAUAAAUUUUUCGAAUCAGAAUUGAUUGCAGUUUUCCCAUUAUUAGAUAAGGAUGAUUUUAUUAUGGAAGUUUCUGAAAUAAUUAGUCAUGACAGUCCGUCGACUUAUUUCAAUUUCCUUAAAAGAAUUAAUUUUGCUACAAUUGGUACUUUAUUAUUAGUUAUGAGAUUGGCUUCAUUAACUUCUUAUAAUGCAGGUAGAAAUUCGUCCAAACCAAGAUCUACAGAUGACCUAUAUAUCAAAGAUCAUCCAAUAACAAAAGAUGUAUUAACACUUGUUCAUUUAUGUUUUGAUGAAGUUAUGAGAUUCAAAGAUGCACAUUUAAUUACUUUUCAAUUUAAUUUAUUAAUGGUUCAUUAUAAAUUUUAUGGACCUGAAGAUUGUGAUUGUAUUGGCCGAUCAAGUGCAACUUCAAAUAUGGGACCAUUAUUACAUUCUGCUGUAGCACUUGGAUUGAAUAGAGAUCCAAAAAUUUCACAUCCAAAAUAUAAAAAUCCAGAAUUAUUAAGAAGACUGUGGUAUUUAGUGGUUUAUUUAGAUUAUUAUCAAACAAUGCUAGUUGGAAAUUCUCCAAUGAUUAAUAACAAUUCAUAUGAUGUUGAAUUACCAAAAUUAGAUCAUAAUGCUUCAGCAUUAACUUAUGUUAUUCAUGAAUCAUUCCAUGAAAGGAAUAAACUUUCCAAUAUUUGUGAACCUUUAUUCACAAGAAUCAUGAAUGUUAAUAAUCAACCUAAGAUAAGAGAAGUUUUAAUGUUAAUGAAACCAGUUGAAGAAUAUAUUGAAUCAAGCUUAAGACCUGAAGAAAUAAUAAAGAUUUCAUCAGAUUCAGUUAUGAAUAGAGUUUCUAAAUUGAAAAUUCAAAAUGUAUUAGCAGAUUCAUUUUCAGUUUUAUUUAUGAUGCAUUACCAUUUGUUUUUACAUUAUAGUGCAUCAGGAAAUUCUGAGCGUUCAUUAUAUUAUUGUUUGAAAUUAUUAAAUCUUUGCAAUUGUUUAUUACCUGCAAUGUUUCAUUUCAAAGAUGAUCCGAAUAAAUCAGAUAAUGAUUCAAAUGAACAACAGCAAAAACAAAAAGACUUAAAUUCUGAAUUUGGGAGUUCAAUACUAGCUCUACCUAAAAUUGAACUAACUUUACAUAAAAUUAGUGAAUUUAUGAUGGCACUAUUAGCCAGAGUCAAAACAUUCAAAUUAUUUGCUCAUGAUAAAUUAAACAUUGACGAUGAAACAUUACAAAUUGUUGAUAAUAUUGGUAGUUUACUAUUCAAGACUGUUUUUUUCUUAUUAGAAUGUUUCACAGAUAUUUCAGAUACUUACUAUCACAGUUGGUGUAUGACUAAAAUUCAAAGUUUCAUAAUUGAAAAAGUUUUAAAAAAUAAACGUGGUAAAAUGAAUUUUGAUAAAAUAGAUCCAUUGGAAAAAGGUUAUUCAGAAAAGAUUAAGCCAUUAAUUAAAGAAGACGAAGGGUUCUUUCUUUAUUCCAAACAAGAUUUACAACAAAUUUUACAAGAAUUAGAAAUCAUUGAUCUUUCAUCAUUAGGUCAAAGUCCAACACCAGAAAGAUUAUUCUAUCAUUUAAAUUCAAAUAAUAUUAAAAAUGAUCAAUUAUGGUUAGAUCAAUUAUUUGAUGGAAAUUUUAAUCCUGAUCAAUUUCAACCAUUUAGUCAUAAUCAUCAAAAUCAUCAAAAUCACGACGUCCAUUCUAGUAAUCAUAAAUAUCCUGAAGAUGUUUCAAUUUCUUCAGAUAAUGGAUUAGAAAUGAAUAAUAAUAACAAUUUACCAAAUACAAAUAAAAAUAUCAAUAGAGAUAACAAUGGGAAUAACAGUGGGAAUUUAGAUGAUGAUUCAAACACAAUCCCAAAUUCAAUAGCUUUUGAUUAUGGUAUGUUUGACUUAGAACAAAUGUUAUUCCGUUCAACAAAUGAUUUUUAA